Porites lobata is the source of this 734-nucleotide messenger RNA. Lineage: Eukaryota; Metazoa; Cnidaria; Anthozoa; Scleractinia; Poritidae. The record is from the annotation of a GenBank genome assembly.
AAAAUCAACAAAGGGCCUACAGCACCAAAGAUAGUGCCAAAGUGUAUGGUUUUGAAUGCUCGGUGCCUGGCAAAACCUGAUACAGUUCCGGCUCUUUAUACUGAGCUUAGUAACAAUAAAAUUGAUACCGUAUUUCCUCGAAUAAUAGCCGGGAGCGAUGACUAUUUUUUUGCCACAAAAAGGGGUCGAUUAUUUGAGGGGGCGAUUAUUUCAAAUAUUGCUCACUGGAGGUCGUGCCCUAAAUAUUUUGUUUUAUUAUUCUAUUAAACCGAAAAUUGAUAACAUCAAAUAAACAGAACAUGGGACUUUUAAAUGUUCCAAAUUAUUUUGGUUAUUUGAUUAAUUUUCAAUGCCAACAUGCUCGGCACCCGAGCUUGAAUUGUCACUAAUCAGUUUUGCUGGAUCAGGCUCCACUUGACAGGGAGGGGAUAAAAGCAAGAGAAGAUGGCGAGAGGGGUGGGGGUGGGCGAUUAUUGGAGGGAGGCGAUUACUUUAAACAUUUCGGUCUAAGGGGGCGAUUAUUCGAGGGACGGCUUUUAUUCGAAGACUAUUUUGUUUCGGAGUCAUGGUUGAGUAUGAUAAUCUUGUCACAUUCGAAUGGACCAGAGGGCUAUAUUACGCUAAGGAAAGAUCGAGCUGGCUCGCCAAUCGGUGGUGGUGUUGCUAUUAUUUGUCGAAAUGAUUGGAAGGCUAAAGCGUUGAAUGUCACUGAUAGCUUGGAAUUUGAGUCUUAG